Molecule: messenger RNA, 639 nt
Organism: Arabis nemorensis
Lineage: Eukaryota; Viridiplantae; Streptophyta; Magnoliopsida; Brassicales; Brassicaceae
Source: the annotation of a GenBank genome assembly
AUGGGUUCUUCCUCUGGGCAACCCGAAUUCGAUUACUUGUUCAAAGUUUUGUUGAUCGGAGAUUCUGGUGUUGGCAAGAGCUCUCUAUUGUUGAGUUUCACUUCUAAUACUUUUGAUGAUCUUUCUCCUACAAUCGGUGUGGAUUUUAAGGUCAAGUAUCUUACCAUCGGCGACAAGAAACUCAAGCUUGCGAUUUGGGACACAGCUGGGCAAGAGAGGUUUAGGACGCUAACAAGUUCGUAUUACAGAGGAGCUCAGGGUAUAAUAAUGGUAUAUGAUGUGACACGACGAGAAACUUUCACGAAUCUAUCGGAUAUAUGGGCGAAGGAAAUCGACCUCUACUCGACGAAUCAGGAUUGCAUCAAGAUGCUUGUUGGGAAUAAAGUCGAUAAGGAGAGUGAAAGGGCUGUCUCUAAGAAAGAAGGCAUUGAUUUUGCUCGGGAGUACGGAUGUCUGUUUCUCGAGUGUAGUGCUAAGACUCGGGUCAAUGUUGAGCAAUGCUUUGAAGAGCUUGUUCUUAAGAUUUUGGAAACACCGAGUCUUUUGGCGGAAGGUUCAUCUGGAGGGAAGAAGAACAUCUUCAAACAAAACCCAGCACAGACCAGCAGUGCCUCAUCGAGCUACUGCUGCUCGUCUUAG